CUCCCAGCCCCCCCCAACCGGGAUUUUCGCCGUCGUCCAUAUCCGACCUAGGGCAGACGACGACUGGUCGAACUAUUACUCCGUACUUGAUAAAACCCAGCGGAUCCGUCCUUUCCCCCAAUUUGCAUUGAUUCCAGGUCGUCUUAUCAUUUCUCGGGUCCAGGCAAAGAUCAUCAACGCAGGUACCAAGUCUGCUACUCGUUGUCCGCGUGUCUCUGUGUGUGUGUGGGCGUGGGAAACAGCUACCAGAAAGAAAGAAAAAAGUAACAAUGGCGAAAAUGCUCAACGGCAACGAAGUCGCCCAACACGCUUCGCGCGACUCGUGCUGGGUCAUCGUCUCGGGCAAGGUCUACGAUGUCACUGAAUAUCUCGACAAACACCCCGGCGGCCCCCAGAUCCUGUUGCAGUACGGCGGCAAGGACGCGACGGCCAUGUACGAGCCCAUCCAUCCUCCCGGCACCAUUGAACGCUCCCUACCCAAGGACAAACACCUGGGACCGGUAGAUCCGGCCACGGUGUCGAGCCUCUCUUCACCCCAAGUGACUCGCGACCUCGACAAGACGGCCCGGAUCCCCCUCGCCCACUGCAUGAACCUGGACGACGUUGAGAAGGCCGCCACGCGCAUCAUCCCCCACAGCGCCUACGUCUACUUCAGCUCCGCGGCCGACAGCCUGGGAUCGCUAGCCAACAACCGGCAGGACUGGAAGAAGGUCACGCUGCGCCCGCGGGUGAUGCGCAAUGUUCGCCGGGUGGACAUGACGCGGGUCAUGCUGGGGACCAAAUCCCGGCUGCCCUUCUUCAUCGCCCCGGCCGCGCGGGCGAGGCUGGUGCACGAGGACGGCGAGCUGUGCCUGGCGAGGGGCGCGGCCAGGCGAGGCAUCCCCUACUGCCCGAGCACGUACUCGACCGUGCCGCACGACGAGCUGAUGCAGUGCCUGACCGCGGAGAAGGAGAAGGUGCAGUUCCGCAACUUCGCGCCCGAGGAUGGCGGCACGCUGUGGUUCCAGCUGUACGUCGCGCACGAGAAGGAGCGCACGCUCGAGCUGAUCGCCAUGGCGAGGGACCUGGGCUACAAGGCGCUGGUCAUCACGGUCGACACGCCCGUGGUGGGCAAGCGCGAGGAGGACGAACGCUACCGCGCCGAGCUGGCCACCGCGAGCGGGGACAAUUCCGUCCUGACGGAAUGGUACAAGCCGGCCAACGAGGACGACGAAAACAGCCCGCCGCUCAGGGGCCACCACUCGUCCACCCUCAACUGGGACGACCUGCCCUGGAUCCGCGAGGCCUGGCGCCAGGGCCGGCAGGACGCCGGCCCUAUCGCCAUCAAGGGCAUCCAGACCGCGGAAGACGCCGCGCUGGCUGUUCACGGAUACGGCGUCGAUGCCAUCUACCUGAGCAACCACGGCGGCCGCCAGUGCGACGAUGCGCCCUCGUCCAUCCGCACCCUGCUCGAGAUCAGGAAGUUCUACCCCGAGCUGCUGAAGAAGGCCGAGGUCUACCUGGACGGAGGAGUUAGGAGGGGCGCCGAUGUCAUCAAAGCCCUGUGUCUCGGGGCCAAGGGCGUGGCCCUGGGACGGCCCUUUAUGUAUUCGGUCGCCAUGGGGGACGAGGGCGUGGCCAGGGUGAUUCAACUCCUGUCCGAAGAAAUCGAGACCACCAUGCGCUGCAUGGGCGUGACGUCCCUCGACCAAUUGAAUCCGUCGUACGUGAACACCAAGCUUUUGGAGCUGGAGAUCCCGGACCGCUUGGCCACAGGGGACGAGUCGGAAUAUGGCGAGGCUUGGGUCAAGGGCCUGAAGGCGAGGCUUUAGAACAAAACAUGCCGCUCGUCCCACGGAAACCGAAACCGACGGGGCAUUCGAAUUGUCCAGGCUAUCAAGGUCUACAGAGGGCGCAACGGAGAUUGGGACGACGUGUAUAUCUGCGACUUUCUGCUUUUCUGGCAAGCGAUGUUUAAAGGACAAAACAGGGAGGAGUAGAGAGCUCAGAACGUGCUUUUAAAAUGGACUCUAGCCCACAAGUAAGAAGAGAUAGAUUGGGACUCAUGGCUGCAACACUCUAUUCACCUCCUUCGCCUGCCUGUCGGGCAUGAGCCCGUUCCUCCUUCGCCAAGGGGGUGAAGAAUGGCUUCUCUUCCCUUUGAAUUGUUACCAAGGCAAAAUGGUCUGGUGGCAGGAAUGGCACUUCAAGACGGGGCGUGGUAGACAAACCCCCUGCGUGAACGAUGAUGGUUAUCGCAGUUUGAAUGAUAAGUAGAGGAUGAAUAUGCUUCUCUGCAUUGUAAAUGCGCGC
This is a messenger RNA of Cladophialophora immunda, 2292 nucleotides long. RefSeq lists its product as uncharacterized. The record is from RefSeq and is a predicted model, not a curated record. Bases 270 to 1811 code for a protein of 513 amino acids. The transcript has 2 exons. NCBI's taxonomy places the organism in Eukaryota, Fungi, Ascomycota, Eurotiomycetes, Chaetothyriales, Herpotrichiellaceae. Gene Ontology annotation, molecular function: heme binding; oxidoreductase activity.